AUGGAGGACUUCCACAACCCUGAACUGCAGCAACAUGCUCGUGGAAGAGCAAUUGGAAGACGUGUAAGAAUACGUGGUGGUGGUGUUGGAGGAGGUGACAUCAUUAGGAAGCUCAGCAAUUCAUACUGGACCGCGUUCACAUACCUGCACCCUAAUAAGACACGCAUAGAGCUUGGGCUGAAGGGAUUUGGAACAGAACUCCAUAUCAUAAUGUUUGGGAGAGUCUGGACCAAAUCUUCAGUGGUGUCCUUGGACAACUGGCAUUCAAUUUGCAUGACCUGGUCCAACUCCAUGACUGAACCAAAAGUCUAUGUCAAUGGAACCAAAGUAGAAUUAAAACCACAGUCUAAAGGAACGGCUCUGCAGCCUUACUGCUGUAGCGUGGCUGCCGGUGGCACUCUGACUCUAGCUGUGGCCCACAAUUUUGUGAAGAACAAGAUAAGCAUCGAGACGGGCACUGAACUGAAGGGCAGCUUAAGUCUAUUCAGGGUGUGGGAACGAGUACGCAGUGCUCAAGACAUAUCCAGGAUGGCCUGCAUUGAUGGGGAUAUUCUGCAUUGGGAGAAACGAAUCUGGAACAAAGCCCAGGACUGUAAGCCUAUACAAGACGUUACGCAAAAGUGCGACUGGCCUUUUUAUGAAGUAAAAUUAGUGCUUAUCAUCAUUCGUGAAGACGGAAACAAAACAAACAUUUACGAUGCCCCAGAAGUUGCUCAUCAGUGGUUGACAAAAGCAUUAGAAGAAUGGCCGACACAUGUAUAUUUGCAUAAAGUGAAAGUGUUCCCUAUAGGAAGCGCUCUUACACGCUCCAGUGGAAGUGCAAAGGGGGGAACCAUGCAACUGUUUGCCACCAGUCCUGGACUCAGCCAGUUUGAUUGCUUGGCUCACCUGAAUGUGAUUCCUAAUGCUGAUGUAGGACAAAUGCAGGAUGAACUCACUGAGAUCCUCGCCAAGCGUUACAAAAUUGACCACUAUGAAAUAAAAACAGAUGCUAACUUCAUCUUCAUAUAUCCUCUUGAUGAUCUCUUCCCGGACCUAGACACAAACCCACCCUUAACCGCGACUGAGUCUCUGCAUCGUACAACUGAAACACGAACAACCACAAUUCCUCAGCUGACGUCUACAACUACUGAGAUUAUUACUACUGCAAAAACAACAGGCACAACACCCAAUCAAGUGGCAAUAACAACAGAAGUUGUUUCAUCCUCAACUGAAACAAAAAAAAUCACUACAUCCACACCAUUCAUGGAAACAACCCUGGCAGGAAGUUCCACGACUUUUUUAUCCUCCACAAGAAGUCUUACAUUAAAUACAGCCGCAUGCUCUUCUACUAUUUCACCUGAAGGAAACAUAUCAGAAAGUUAUUUCAGUGUCAAUGUCAAUGUGACUAUCAAUGGCUCUGGUGACCCUGAGAACAUAAUUACAACCUGGCUUCAUGAAACUCUUUCUAGCAAAGGAAUACACAUGUUGCACUUUAAACUCUUGACUUCCUCAACACAUGCACGAAAACGAAGUGUGGAAACAAAAUCAUUCAAAGUGGAUAGAAAGCGGUCUCUGCUUUCAGUAACAAGCCAUAGCUGUGGCUUUCAUGCCCAGGUAACAACUUCCUCAGACAUCAGAGAGACAGAAAAAUGGAUUCAUGGGCUUCUGGAGAAACAAUACACCAGUGGAGCAGUACUCUUAUAUGCCCAACCUGAGGACAUUUUAAUUUCUUAUAUUGGGCCAUGUCCUGAGCACAACCAUCACACCAGGCAAGGGCUUUUCAAUUGGCCCCAAAUUGGGGUUCAGCACAACACCUCACUUUCCUGUGUGGGAAACCCUGAAAAGAUAGCCUAUAGGCAAUGUCUUCUGGAUGCAAACGUUGGAGCUCUUUGGAAAUCUCCAGACCUGGGGCAAUGCCAGGUUGUGGUCAACAGUGUGUCAGACCUGGAGGACAUUACAGUCACUAAUGACAAUGCAGAAGAUAUUCUGAUCAUGAUUGAGGACUUGAUACAUGAGAACAAAAAUCUGGAUGAGUACGAGCUCUCAACGGUACUGGAUAAACUAGCCGAUGUGAUUAACGUUAGCGUGAUCACGCCUCUGCUGGGAGAGGUCAUCAUCAACAUCACAUCUGACAUCCUGGAGUCUGACAGCAACCUUCUGCCUUUCACCAACAGAUUCCUGUAA
Molecule: messenger RNA, 2166 nt
Organism: Sinocyclocheilus anshuiensis
Lineage: Eukaryota; Metazoa; Chordata; Actinopteri; Cypriniformes; Cyprinidae
Exons: 18
Coding region: 1-2166 (721 amino acids)
Source: RefSeq, a predicted model, not a curated record